AUGUUCUAUCUCCACAAUACAAUUGAGCCGGCGAACUUUCAUGAAUCUGCCACCGGUGAAUGCGAAGGGGAGGCAGUUGCAAAGAUAAACAUGAAGAAGGAACUUGCAGGUAGAAUAAGACGCCUGGUUAUAUUCAUAAGCCAAUUUCUAGACAUAAAUUCUCUGAAACACCCUGUAGCAUCAAAGUAUAUCUAUAAGCUGCGUACAAUUAAAUAUCCAAGAGGAACAGAUGCGGCAGCCGUGUUCGCCAUCGAGGGCCGAUACACAAUCCUCGAAAAUGUCACUGCAUCAUUUCGGAGAUUGGAAUAUUUAGCGGUUAGUACGCCAAAGCGUGUCAAGAAAAGUCAGCUUUCGACUGAACAUUUCAUUUGA
Molecule: messenger RNA, 372 nt
Organism: Paracoccidioides lutzii Pb01
Exons: 1
Coding region: 1-372 (123 amino acids)
Source: RefSeq, a predicted model, not a curated record